Molecule: messenger RNA, 2884 nt
Organism: Artibeus jamaicensis (Jamaican fruit-eating bat)
Lineage: Eukaryota; Metazoa; Chordata; Mammalia; Chiroptera; Phyllostomidae
Gene: SLC71A1
Product: major facilitator superfamily domain containing 14A
Exons: 12
Coding region: 1084-2340 (418 amino acids)
Biological process (GO): transmembrane transport
Cellular component (GO): membrane
Molecular function (GO): transmembrane transporter activity
Source: RefSeq, a predicted model, not a curated record
UGAGUGCCCGCCGCCCCACCCGUCUGCGGGGCCGCCGUCUUGGGUCCCCGGGCCCAGGCUCCGUGGGCUCUCCUCCCCGGCCUGGCCUGCGGCCUCCGGGGCCCGAGCUCCUGCUGGAGCCGCCGGCCUCACCCGCACCUGCUGCCCUCGCCUCCGGUGGUCCCCGGGGCCUGAGCCCGGGCCCAUGUGCGCCACCGCCAGGGUGCAGUGCCCGCCGGGCCCCGCGAGCCGUGGCCGCGCAGUCGUAGGGCCUGGGGCAGUGUCUGCCGGUCUUUCCAUACGCUACUCCCCGGGGCACCGGGCGCGGCCACAGCGCAGGGCCCGUAGGGCGCCUGCUCCCGGCUUCCGGCGGUUCGGGGGCAGCGCCCGCACCUGGCUGCCCCUGACCCGCGAACUCCGGCGGAGGUGGGCUCUCCCUUCCCGUCUACACACGUCGGAACCGUGGCGGAGGACACCGGGCCUAGAAUGAAACAGCCGUCACCCAGUUGUUUGAAAAUCACCUCGCGUGUUUUUUAACGUAGAAAAAAAAUGCUAACUGGGAUUGAUCAUGCCCCGAGGAGCAGAAGAAGACGCUUGGAAAGGAAGACGGAUGGAGGGCGAGAAAAAGUUUUGCUUUUUAGAAACAGUUGUCAUCACAGUAAACUUGAAACUGCGCUGUAGUUAACCAGCAGGGGACGUAGAUUUUUAAUUGAAAGUAGUUCGCCUAGACAUUUUGAUGCUGUAACGGCUCCAUUGCUACACUUUCCGGUCUUGCUUGCAUUCUUUGCCGUCCUGUUCCAAAACAGAACGGAAGGGUGAAAUAAGAGGCCCUCUUUCCUGGGAAGUGAGCAGAAAUGGAGCUUUUUACCCCCUACUUGUUUAUAUUUCGUUGGAUCCCUGACCAGCUGCUAGCACACUGCUGAAUGUGGGAGUCGACCAACACCGAGGGAUCGCCAAGUCCAUUUGAAAUAACCUCAAGGAGUGGGCUCCCCGAGCGUGUACCACGCGGUCAUCGUCAUCUUCCUGGAGUUCUUCGCAUGGGGUUUGCUGACGGCACCCACGUUGGUGGUCUUACACGAAACCUUCCCUAGACACACAUUUCUGAUGAACGGCCUCAUUCAAGGAGUAAAGGGUUUGUUGUCAUUCCUCAGCGCCCCGCUUAUUGGUGCUCUCUCUGAUGUUUGGGGCCGGAAGUCCUUCUUGCUGCUAACCGUGUUUUUCACGUGCGCCCCCAUCCCCCUGAUGAAGAUCAGCCCGUGGUGGUACUUCGCCGUCAUCUCCGUCUCUGGCGUGUUCGCCGUGACCUUCUCCGUGGUGUUCGCCUACGUAGCAGACAUAACGCAGGAGCACGAGCGGAGCAUGGCCUACGGUCAGGUUUCGGCCACCUUUGCUGCCAGCUUGGUGAUCAGCCCCGCCAUCGGUGCGUACCUGGGCCGGGUGUACGGGGACAGCUUGGUGGUGGUCCUGGCCACGGCCAUCGCCCUGCUGGACAUCUGCUUCAUCCUCGUUGCUGUGCCCGAGUCACUGCCUGAGAAGAUGCGGCCGGCGUCCUGGGGGGCACCCAUUUCCUGGGAGCAGGCUGACCCCUUCGCGUCCCUGAAGAAGGUGGGCCAGGACUCCGUCGUGCUGCUCAUCUGCAUCACCGUGUUCCUCUCCUACCUCCCGGAGGCCGGCCAGUACUCCAGCUUCUUCCUGUACCUCCGACAGAUUAUGAAAUUCUCACCAGAGAGCGUGGCUGCGUUUAUAGCAGUUCUCGGCAUUCUGUCCAUCAUUGCACAGACCAUAGUCUUGAGUUUACUUAUGAGGUCAAUUGGAAACAAGAACACCAUUUUAUUGGGUCUGGGAUUUCAGAUACUGCAGCUGGCAUGGUACGGCUUUGGUUCAGAACCUUGGAUGAUGUGGGCCGCGGGGGCCGUGGCCGCCAUGUCCAGCAUCACCUUCCCGGCCGUCAGCGCGCUCGUCUCGCGGACUGCUGAUGCCGACCAGCAAGGUGUCGUCCAGGGGAUGAUAACGGGAAUCCGAGGUCUGUGCAACGGUCUGGGCCCCGCUCUGUACGGCUUCAUCUUCUACAUAUUCCACGUGGAGCUGAAAGAGCUGCCGAUGACGGGGACGGACGUGGGGACGAACACCAGCCCACAGCACCACUUCGAGCAGAACUCCAUCAUCCCCGGCCCCCCCUUCCUCUUCGGAGCCUGUUCGGUGCUGCUGGCCCUGCUGGUGGCCUUGUUCAUCCCCGAACACACCAACCUGAGCCUGCGCCCUGGUGGCUGGAGGAAGCACUGUGGCGGGCACAGCCACCCUCAUAGCACGCAGGCGCCAGGAGAGGCCAAAGAACCCUUGCUCCAGGACACGAAUGUGUGACGUCGCCACCAGGGAGGCUCCCCGACCCGCACCAGGGCUGAGUUGGCACCUGUGGCCCCAGUGGACAUUCCACUUCCACCCACGACGGACUGUCAGGGUGUCUCAACAAAUGUGUCUGCAUGGGCUCCGUGGGGACUCGAGAAAGACCCGGACAGUUUUCCAAAGAUGUUACAAUUUUUUUUGAAAAGGAAGCUUUUGUUUAUUAGAACCAAUUUCUUGCCACUAAGCUGUUUGUCUUAUCAUACACCCCCUUUAAUUAAAAACUAUGUGUAACUUCUUAUGUACUAGCAACGUCUCUGCUGCCGUUUCCUGCAGCCGUUGAGCUUGGCCUGCACGCGGACUCGCAGCAGAGUGGGAAGUUCGGCUGCGGACCUGUGGCUUUUAACCUUGUAAAACCUGGAGUCGGAUUUCAUUAUUGUAGAAUCUUGGGUCAAAUAAUUCAAAGCCUUAAUGCAGAUGCACUAAAGAAAUGGUAAAUUGUUUGCAUUAAAAAAAAAAAAAACCUCAAGAAAACUGUACUAAAUCUGAAUCAUGUUUCAAACUU